AUGGAGGAAGCUCACUGUUCCACUUACACUAUGCAUCCGGGUAGUACGAAGAUGUAUCGGACGCUACGGGCAUAUUACUCAUGGCCGCAUAUGAAGGGAGACAUUGCCAAAUAUGUGAGUAGAUGUUUGAUUUGUCAACAAGUGAAGGCGGAGCGACAGAAGCCAUCGGGACUCAUGCAACCACUUCCGAUUCCUGAAUGGAAGUGGGAGCGUAUUGCCAUGGAUUUUGUUUUCAAGCUUCCACGUACUUCAAAGGGUCAUGAUGGAAUUUGGGUGAUAGUGGAUAGACUCACCAAGUCUGCCCAUUUUCUACCCAUUAAGGAGACCUAUCCUUUGACAAGAUUGGCAAAACUUUUUGUGGAUGAGAUUGUGAGAUUGCAUGGAGCACCUGUGUCCAUUGUAUCGGACAGGGAUCCUAGGUUCACUUCUCGAUUCUGGAGGUGUUUACAAGAAGCUAUGGGUACUAGAUUGCAGUUCAGUACCGCUUUUCACCCACAAACCGAUGGACAAUCGGAAAGGACUAUCCAGACUCUGGAGGACAUGUUGAGGUCCUGUGUGUUACAGUUUAAGGAUGCAUGGGAUGUUCACCUUGCCUUGGUGGAGUUUGCUUAUAAUAACAGUUAUCAUUCAAGUAUUGGGAUGGCUCCUUAUGAGGCGUUGUAUGGGAGGCAGUGCAGGACUCCCAUUUGUUGGAAUGAAGUGGGUGACAAGAAACUGGAAAAAGUGGAUAGUAUCCGAGCAACAAAUGAGAAGGUGAAGAUGAUAAAGGAGAAGUUGAAAACUGCACAAGACCGACAGAAGAGUUAUGCAGAUAACAGGUCUAAGGAUCUUGAGUUUGCAGUUGGGGAUUGGGUGUUCCUGAAAUUAUCUCCUUGGAAGGGUGUGAUGAGAUUUGGGAAACGUGGGAAGUUAAGCCCUCGUUACAUUGGACCUUAUGAGAUUACGGAGCGAAUUGGACCUGUUGCAUAUAGACUUGCAUUACCCCCAGAACUAUCUCGAGUACAUGAUGUGUUUCAUGUAUCCAUGCUCCGGAAAUACAUGCCAGACCCUUCUCAUGUAUUAGAAUAUCAACCUGUGGAGUUAGAAGAAGAUUUAUCGUAUGAAGAGCAACCAGUACAGAUCUUGGAUAGGAAAGAACAAAGGUUGCGUUCUAGAUCCAUCCCGGUAGUGAAAGUUUUGUGGAGAAGUCAAACUGUUGAAGAAGCUACUUGGGAACCUGAAGAGCAAAUGCGGGCCAAGUACCCUUAUCUCUUCCAUUGA
Prunus armeniaca (apricot) is the source of this 1260-nucleotide messenger RNA. The record is from the annotation of a GenBank genome assembly. Lineage: Eukaryota; Viridiplantae; Streptophyta; Magnoliopsida; Rosales; Rosaceae.